GCCUUUUGAACGGGGGCCGAAGUGGGGUUGCUAUGGUGAUGCCUGUCAACCGGGAAGUCCUCUAAGGAGGCAGGCAGUACCAGAGAGAGAGAGAGAGAGAGAAAGAGGCAGAAUGCUUGUGUGUCCUGUGUAGUUUCAUGAGUGAGAGGAAAAGAGCAGGGAGGGCUUGCAGCGUGGUUUACGUGCAGGCAGACCGACUGAGGUGUGAGGUCACUUGUUGGUGCCACUUUUAAGACACUUUUGAUGCUGGGCACAAGAAUUUGAUUUCUGCAACACAAGGAAACAGAUCACAUGCAGUCUCAGCAACGUUUAGAAGUGGUUGCCGAUCCAAAUGGCUCCCAGAUUACCUUCUCUAGAGAGCCUGGAGUUUCCUCCGGUCAGCAGAUCAUUACAUCUCCAGAGCUGACCCAUGAGGUGAUCAUCUCCCCAGGACUCCCUACACCUCCUCUGAGCCCUUUUCGCUCCACAGGACUGGCAUUAGGAGAGUUCAAGGUGUCAGAGAUGAAUGGAAGUGGACCAACUACUCUCAGCUUUGGAUCUUACUAUGGCCCCUCACAAUUGCAUGGCGGACUGUCCAAUGGCGUCCAGAGCUCUGCCACUUUACCACGCAGCUGGACUCCCACCAAGGAGGAGAGGCUCAUUAAGUUCUCAGGAAUUGGUCCAGUGGAUGAAACCGGGAUGCCCAUUGCCUCCAGAUCAAGUGUGAACAAGCCCAGAGACUGGUACAAGAGCAUGUUCAGACAGAUCCACAAAAAGCCAGAGGAACCUGAUCUGGAGGAUUCAGAGCAGUGGUCAGCCGAACUGCCCCAGAUAUCUGCCAACACAGAAGAAAGUAAUGAAGCAGACAGGAAUCUCUUCAGACUAACACCUUAUGGAGCUCUACCAGACUGGAGUGAGGAUGUAGAUAAGCUGUCAGACCCGGGAAAGCAGCACCCACAACCGAAGAGCAUAUUUGACUUUGAGCCUGGAAAGAGCACCUCCUCAGAAAGCCACAGCCAGACUUUAUCCCCUAAGAAACAGCCUGAGAAACCAAAGUCCCCUUCAAUUGAGGCCAGUCUGGUUUCUGAGCUGAGUCGAUUUGAGGCUGAGCUGGACUCGGAGAUCCAGGGCCUGGAGAGGAGACUUUCCCAGAAGAAGCAGCGUCGAGGCCGGGGUGAGGAGGCCAGGGCCAGGGAUCCAGUAACUAAUCCAAAGCCUGGGACUACAAACUACAGCAAUUCAUCAGCAUCAAAGCAGCCUGUCCAUCGUUCUGUUGGCACAUCAUCAACUUCUGCUCCCACAUAUGUAGAACGUCUUUCCCCUGCAAAUGAAACCAUGGACCUCCCACCUAAGAAAGAGGAGAAAAAGAUGAAAGCGGCCCGAGCCAAGUUCAAUUUCCAGGCUCAGUCCCCCAAGGAGCUCACGCUGCAGAAAGGCGACAUUGUUUACAUCCACAGGCAGGUAGAUGCCAACUGGUUUGAAGGAGAACAUCAUGGAAGAGCUGGCAUUUUCCCCACAUCUUACGUGGAGAUUCUGCCUCCUACAGAGAAGCCGACUCCUAUAAAGAAUCCCACUUUACAGGUGUUGGACUACGGAGAAGCUGUGGCUCUGUUUAACUUCAACGCUGACCUACCUGUUGAACUUUCUUUUCGCAAAGGUGAAGUGAUCGACAUUACCAGGCGUGUUGAUGAUCAAUGGUUAGAGGGGAGGAUCUCAGGGACCAGUAGGAGCGGCAUCUUCCCAGCCAGUUAUGUCCAGGUCAACAAGAUGCCCCGCACUAAAUACUCCACGGAUGACUACUCACCUGGCCCCAUGUCUCCCGUCACCCCUGGACCUCAGAGUCCAGGACGUCCACUCCACUCACCCUGCCCACAGUCACCAUUGUCCCCUUUCACCCCCACUUCCCUCAGCCCCAAACCCGAGCACUCCCCCCUGAAGCCGUCUUCACCUCUACCUUAUGGCAGCCCCGCUUCACAGUCACGCUCCCCCACCCAGACACCCGCCAAUCGGUGGCCCCAUAGCACCUCCAAAUGUGCUUCACCCACCAACCAGAACAGCCACUGGACUGGGACACACUCACAUAACCAGAGCUCUGUGGCUAGAGCUGUUUCACCUUCCACUCAGUCACCAGCGUCUGUACACAGAGCAGGAGCUACCACAGCGAACACUCCCAGAUACAUUGACCCCUCACAGGGUGCAAUACCAAACCAAACGGCUCCAUCUAAUCCACAUUUUAGCUAUCUGCCGCAAGUGCCAAACAAACCUGGUUCAACAGCGGCACAACGCCAACCAUACAAAGCUGUUUACAACUACAAACCACAGAAUUCAGAUGAGUUGGAGCUCAGAGAAGGAGACAUUGUGCAAGUGAUGGAGAAAUGUGAUGAUGGCUGGUUUGUAGGUACGUCAGAACGGACUCGUGCUUUUGGGACCUUUCCUGGGAAUUAUGUGGCACCAGUUUGAUCUCCUCACUUCCUGCUUGCCCACAUCCACCUGGACUCAUAAGACCCCAACUAAUAUCUUAAACUCACUCCAACAGGUCCUGCUUUGACACCUCAGCAUUUUUUCAUCCCAUUUACCCACCACACUCCUACAUCUGAUUUAGUCAGACCUGCAUGUUCUCCCUGUUUCCCAGAACAGGGGUGAAGGCAGGGACACUAUUGAGUGGUUUCUCACCUCACCUCCCUGCAUGACUGCAUGUGUGUGUGUUCCACUGAGACUUGGGGAGUGUUUUCACACACAUCACUUUAGAGGAAAGAAUGAAUGCUGAUGAUACUGUUUCAGAUGCAAAGAAUGGACUUUUUUGUUCCACAACUAUUUCCAGCUGUAGGAAAUUUGCAUUCCUUCCCACUGAACAGUGCUGUUCCUUCUGAGCUCCUGAUACAAGUAUGAUGCUGCAUUCAGAUUUUUGUCACCACAGUGCCAUCACAAACCACUGCUGAGAAGUUUGAAGUAGGGUGGCACAUUUUUUCCUGGCAUUUCAGUGGAUUAAUGUUUCCUUCAAAUAUCUUCCUCAGAUUUUCUUUCAGAUCUCUGAAAAUACCCAGGGCAAGUUUGAGGAAACGACACGGACAUCUGUAGAUGUGUGCUAAAAGUAAAGCGCAGUAAGGGCUCGGACAUGUCAAGAUAAGUUUUCAGCCCUUCAAAGGGCUAUGCAGAAGAGCGGAUAUAAUUAAUGCAUGUACUGGUUUCUUAAGCAAGUUAUAGAGAAUAUUUGCCUUUUUAAAUGAUGUUUGUCCCACUUUAGUCACGGAGUGGAAAGCCAAAGGUGGAAGUAAUGAGAGAGAUCGGGUUCUGUGCUGUAAUAGAAGUUACUUUAUGAAAUAAAAUUUCGAAUCUCUGUAAGUUAUACAAGAUCAGCUGGGUUGAAGUUAAAUCUAGACACUGCCUCUACAGAAAAUAGUUGAAUGAUCGUUUGAAGUAUUUGAUGUGCCAAAUCUAACUUUUCAUGAUGUUUCUCUUUUAAAUUCUCCAAUCCCAGCUCACUUUUAUUUCUGCUACAUUAGCUACUACUGCUUUUAUAAUGUUUUCUCUGUUUACAGAGUUACCAUUCUCACUCACAUUCUCACCAGAACCACUAACUGAAUGUUUGUACCAGUGCAACCUUUGACAAGUGUCCAAUUAAAAAUCCUUAUCCUGAAGUCAUUUUGCAAUUUCAUAAAAUAUAUUCAUGAUUUCAUUUUCAUUUCAUUUUGUAAAAAUGAAUCAUAUUUAGUAGACACAGGAGAUGUUUGUACAGACUGUAACCUUUUAUCAAAUUGAAAGUAUAAUAUAUAUUUGCUUAUAAAACAAUGUAUCUCAUAUGUAUGGUACGCAUUUUUUAAAGCAAUUAAACAUUACAGAGUGAUACUAAAA
This is a messenger RNA of Micropterus dolomieu (smallmouth bass), 3831 nucleotides long. RefSeq names its product sorbin and SH3 domain containing 3 (gene sorbs3). NCBI's taxonomy places the organism in Eukaryota, Metazoa, Chordata, Actinopteri, Centrarchiformes, Centrarchidae. Gene Ontology annotation, molecular function: protein binding. Bases 292 to 2439 code for a protein of 715 amino acids. The record is from RefSeq and is a predicted model, not a curated record. The transcript is spliced from 21 exons.